Messenger RNA from Pararge aegeria (speckled wood butterfly), 1116 nucleotides. Its product is annotated as trypsin beta-like. Bases 121 to 1098 code for a protein of 325 amino acids. Lineage: Eukaryota; Metazoa; Arthropoda; Insecta; Lepidoptera; Nymphalidae. Gene Ontology annotation, molecular function: serine-type endopeptidase activity. The transcript is spliced from 7 exons. Gene Ontology annotation, biological process: proteolysis. The record is from RefSeq and is a predicted model, not a curated record.
CAACGGUGCGCUGUCUUAUCUUUGUAGUAACAAUGCGUAAACAAUAGCUAAAGUAAGAAUGACGCCAAAUACUGUCAAGUAGAAUAAUUAUACAAAGAUAUCAAUAAAAAUAAAAAAACAAUGUGUAAUGCAGUGUUUAGGAUAGCCAUUGUGAUGAUCGUUGUGUUCGAAAGAGGAAUCCAAGAGUCGAUGAAAGCUCAGACUGUGGUAGAAGUGGACUACUCAGAGUUGGUUGGUGAGGCGGAGAUGCAUAAGAACAAUAUACUGAAGUUUCUGAACGAGACGCGCGUGCUACAGCAUUAUAAGUUGUUGUUUAAAAACUUGCUGAAUAAACUAUUAGAAAACACCAAAUCCGGUCGAAGAGGUUCAACCCGCCGCAUCGUGUCCGGGGUGAACACGUCCAUUGCAGCCGUGCCCUGGCAAGUGUCACUGCGGGAGAAGACCUACCCUAUCUGCGGAGGCUCGGUCAUCACUGCACUGUGGUUGCUCACCGCGGCGCAUUGUCUUUUGCGGCCUAAAGCAAGUGAACUGAGCGUCCGUCUCGGCUCAUCGUGGAAGACGCACGGCGGAGAAAUGUAUGACGUCAAAGAAUCCUAUGUGCAUCCGAAGUACGUGAGGAUCACCAAAGUGAAUGACGUUGGACUGGUCAAGCUUUACUCUCCGCUCCGCUUCUCCGCGAGAAUUCUGCCGAUAAGUAUUGUGGCGAGGGAAGAGCGGCUGCCAGCGAAUCAAGCUGCUAUUGUGUCAGGAUGGGGAAAGUUAAGGGAGGGUGGACCGAGUGCAACGUUCUUGCAAUCGUCGACGAUCAAAACAAUCGCAAUGAAGCUUUGCCUCAACUCCGGCCUCGACCGGAAUCCCAUAGACCCGGCGUCUAUGUUCUGCGCUGGCUCGUUCAUUCAACCAUCGCCUGAUGCAUGUCAGGGGGACAGCGGGGGCCCGAUCGUAAGCGAGGGCGUGCUGAUCGGCGUGGUGUCGUGGGGGCUUGGCUGCGCGCGCGGCAACUUCCCCGGAGUGUACUCGCGCCUUGCGCAGCCGCUGAUCUGGGACUGGGUGCACGCGCACGUAACACGUAACAUUGAUAACAACGUUACUCAGUAACAAGCUGCCAGAAGCCGG